This is a messenger RNA of Camponotus floridanus (Florida carpenter ant), 2874 nucleotides long. RefSeq names its product pantothenate kinase 4. NCBI's taxonomy places the organism in Eukaryota, Metazoa, Arthropoda, Insecta, Hymenoptera, Formicidae. Gene Ontology annotation, cellular component: nucleus; cytosol. Gene Ontology annotation, biological process: coenzyme A biosynthetic process. The coding region runs from base 177 to 2624 and encodes 815 amino acids. The transcript has 13 exons. The record is from RefSeq and is a predicted model, not a curated record. Gene Ontology annotation, molecular function: pantothenate kinase activity; ATP binding.
UUGGUAUACGAGCAAAAACGAGACAGAGCGAAACUCCCUUUCGGGGUCCCUCCCCGCUCUCCUAGAAUCAGAUGUUUAUGUCGGUUGUCGGCUACAUAAAUCAGAGCAUCUUAUCUGGCGCCUGACCUGCACACAUCGAUCAUGUAGGUGUACAAUCGCUACCUGCCAGUCAUUAAAUGCGCGUGGACCGUCAAGUGGGUGUCAAACGCUGGGAGAAUCGACAAAUUGUCGUCUGUGAAGCGGAAAUGGCAGCGGAAAUCGACGGCGAGCAUUCGCAUCCGCAAUGCAUCAAAUUGCCGCCGGCUGUCGAGGUGUUUGCCAAUCUAAAAAAUGCGCAAACCUUCGCCAUAGAUAUCGGAUUAUCAUUAACGAAAAUUGCAUAUUAUUCAACGAUAAGUUAUCGCAAGGCACUUUAUGAGGAUGCAGAAGGGUUAGGAAAUAGUGGAGAACGAGCAUACAAAGUAUUUGAGGGUAGCAGAUUACACUUUGUUAAAUUUGAAACAAGAUAUAUUGAAAACUGCUUAGACUUUGUCAAGAAAAAUUUAGUAGAUGUUGAACGUUUUCAUGGGAAAAGUAUUAAAGUAACUGGAGGUGGAGCAUUUAAAUAUACUCCUUUAUUGCAAGAGAAAUUAGGAUUAUUAGUUGACAAAGAAGAUGAGAUAGAUUGUCUGAUAAAAGGCUGUAAUUUCUUACUUAAAAAUAUACCAUGUGAAGCUUUUGAAUACCAUCGUCAUGCAAAUCCAGAAUAUAAAUUUCAAAAAGCUGAACCUAACAUAUUUCCAUAUUUGUUAGUUAAUAUCGGCAGUGGCGUCAGUAUUCUUAAAGUAGAAUCAGAUGAAGUAUUUGAAAGAAUUGGGGGUACAGCUACAGGAGGAGGUACAUUUUGGGGAUUAGGAUCAUUACUAACAAAAAGAAAGGGCUUUGAUGAAUUGCUGCAACUUGCAGAACGAGGGGAUCACCGUAAUGUAGAUAUGUUAGUGAAAGAUAUUUAUGGAGGCGAUUAUUCCUCUCAAGGUUUACCUGGAGAACUUAUUGCAUCAUCUUUUGGCAAGGCAGUGGCUUGUGGACAACCAAAAUUUUCUGAAGCUGAUCUUGCAAGGAGUUUGUUAAUCACCAUUAGCAAUGAUAUUGGGCACAUUGCUAGUUUAUAUGCGACUGUGUACAAUAUGGACAAGAUUUAUUUUGGUGGUUAUUUCCUUCGUAACCAUCCACUAUCGAUGCAUACCAUUUCAUACUCCAUCAAAUACUGGUCUCAUGAUAAGGUAAAGCCUCUCUUUCUUCGCCAUGAAGGUUACCUUGGUGCGAUUGGAGCAUAUUUAUAUGGCACUGAACAGUCAGAUAAAUACAGCUGGUUGGAAAAUUAUGCCGGGUCAUCAGGUUUUAACGAUUCUGUGCCAACUGAUCUCGGAAUGAAAAUUGAUCAGUUGGAAAUCGAUCAAGCAGAAUAUAUUGUUACAUUCUGUCCACUAUUAAAAGACCCUGCAUCUUACAAUCCUGAUACCACAGAUCUCGCUCAGGAUAAGGAGGCCAGAGAUUAUUGGUUACAAUGUUUUGAAGAAUCCGUGGAUAAAUUUGUGGCGAGAGCUAUUCAUAGUCAACCACAUAGUCCGACAGCAAAAGAUAGAGGAUCAAAACUUAAGGAAAAAUAUAUUAAUAGAUUACAUUAUCUUCAUACACAACCAGUUGCAUAUGGGGCACUUACAGUUAGAAUAUUACUAGAUACUAUUGAGCAUUGUAUGAAAGAGUUUGAUUUUCCAGAUCCAUAUUUACAUCAAAAAAAGAAAGAGAAUGAAGAAGCUUUAAGGCAUCUACAUGAUCGCAUAACUACUUUAGAUAAGUUAGAAGGUGCAGAAAAGAUAAAAGCUUUGAUUCUUGGUGUUUUAAGUGGUAAUAUAUUUGAUUGGGGUGCAAAAGAUGUUGCAAAACUAUUAGAAACCACUGAUUUUGGCUUCAAAGAAGCUCAAACAAAAAUUCCAGGUAGACCAUGGUUGGAGGAUAAUUUAGAUGAUUGGAUACAUAGAUUACAGAAUGGACAGCCUCAUAAAUGUGCAGCCAUUUUUGUAGAUAACAGUGGUGUGGAUAUAAUUCUUGGAAUUUUGCCAUUUGCACGAGAUUUAUUACAACGAGGAACUAAAGUAAUAUUAUGCGCUAAUUCUUUGCCAGCUUUGAAUGAUGUAACAUAUCCCGAAUUGGUUGUAACGUUACGGGAUGCCGCAAAAAUUUGUAAUGUUAUUAAACAGGCUUUAGAAGAUAAUACACUUAUUGCCAUGGAAACUGCACAAGCAGGUCCUUGUUUAGAUCUAAGUCGUCUGAAUCUGGAUCUAUGUCUUGCAAUGGUGAAGCAUAAUGUGGAUCUUAUAGUCAUCGAGGGCAUGGGUAGAACCUUACAUACAAAUUUUCACGCCAAAAUGAAGUGUGAUUGUUUAAAAUUGGCUGUUGUAAAAAAUCGAUGGUUGGCGCUUCGCUUAGGCGGUGACAUGUAUGCUGUGAUAUGCAAAUAUGAACCAUCGAAAACUAAGAUCUAUGAUAUUGGAAUAAAAUCGAAAACGAUAGGAGAUAAGAAAACGAUAGAAGAUUGUCCGUCAAUGUACAAGACAGAUAACGGAAAUGUUCAAAUGCGAUAAUUUUGACAACGGAAAUACAAGUAAAAUGUCAAUGUAAAAUAAGCAAUACAAUUAUUUUCUAGAUUAGUAAUUAAAUAUACAACAAAUUGCCUUCCUUAAAAAAAAAUUAAAGAAAAUUGUGUGUGCAAAUACGCUUAAAAAUAUUAAGUUUAUAUUGAUGUUAGGAAACAAACAUACAGAUGGAAUAUCAUGAAAAUCGUCAGAUAAUCCUGAUUAUGUAAAAUAUAAGACAUUGAAUAUAAAAUAAUUU